GUUUUUUAUUGUACCAGUGGUACUCCCGUAUAAAUCUUGCAGACUCGGUGCGGUAUAAGGCCCCGGGUUUUUCCAGAUAUUUUUUUUUUCUAUUGCUACUUUUUUGCUAUUUAACAUCAUCAGCCAAUGAGAUCAUGCCACAUGACCAAAUAAUUACAUCCAACGGUUUCCACUGCCUCGUUAUCUAUAUAUCCGCUAUACUCCCUCUUCACAAAGAGAAGAGAAGAAGAAGCCUAACUCACAGCAGCCAUGGUUUCUUCUUCUUCAUUUGGACCUCCAUGGCACACCACCUUUUCAACACCACCGUCCACCACCACCACAACCGUCGGCAGGCAACCAUUUAACCAUCUUUCACAAUGUUCGCCACCUCCGGCAUUGAUAUUCCAGAGAAGAAGCUGGUUUGACAAGUCACUCCUUCCUUUAGCUGCUUCAAUGACUCUUCUUCUCUCUCCACUCCCUGCGCACGCCGGAUUGCUUUCGGGCUUCUCAGGAUUGGAAUCGAUGCCUGGUCCCGAACUACCGAAGUUUGAUUCAUUCGCUCGUUUCAAUGAAGAGAAUCAAAAAAAGUAUGCAGAAAAUGAUGCGAGAUUCAAGGAGACUCCAUUGCUUAAAGAAUUGCUUGAGCGAUCCAAGGUGAACAAAGAAAAGAAUCGACAAGCGACUCAAGACAAGUAUUGCUUAAGAGGAGCGGAAUGGGGGAUUGGUGAUUGUUCGGCUGAAGGAAUGUCACCACAAGAAAGGGACGAGUUCAUUGCAAUGUUGAAAAAGAAGGUCGGAGUAGAAUGACUAUGAGAAGAGUAGUAGUUGUACCUUAUGUAGAUUAAGUUGUACCCUCCUUAAUUAUCAGUUGAUUACAUCAUCUUCAUUACUUCAUACAUACAUGUUUCAACUUUUAUAAAAACUUACCAUUCAUUGCAUCAAAUAUGAUCCAUCACUGAUUAGGGUUUAGGCCCAAACUUUUAGGGUUUAGAUUAACUCAAUUUAUAUGGGGUUUAACCUCAUGAAACAAUCUAUUACUUACAAGAUCACUACAAACCACAAAC
Messenger RNA from Lactuca saligna, 1043 nucleotides. Lineage: Eukaryota; Viridiplantae; Streptophyta; Magnoliopsida; Asterales; Asteraceae. The record is from the annotation of a GenBank genome assembly.